Oldenlandia corymbosa var. corymbosa is the source of this 1614-nucleotide messenger RNA. NCBI's taxonomy places the organism in Eukaryota, Viridiplantae, Streptophyta, Magnoliopsida, Gentianales, Rubiaceae. The record is from the annotation of a GenBank genome assembly.
AUGGCUAGCAUUCCGGGUACAUGUUUAUCUGGUUCGAUUAAUUUGAAGUGUAAAGAUUCAAGAACGAACGGGGCGUCGUUGAUGCAGUAUAAUGGGCUGAAAGCUGUUGAUAGCGUCAAAUUAGACUCCAAUAGACAAAAGGGAUUUGCUUUAAAAUCAGCGUCAAAAAGCAGAGGACCAGGAAUCAGAGCAAUGGCUUCUCCUACGGUUUCGGCUCCGAAAAGAGAAACCGACCCGAAGAAGAGAGUGGUGAUAACGGGGAUGGGCCUGGUUUCGGUUUUUGGGAGUGACAUUGAUGUGUUCUACAAUAAACUCCUUGAAGGAGAGAGUGGGAUCACUUUGAUUGACAGGUUUGAUGCUAAGGAUUUCACGGUGAGAUUCGCAGGGCAAAUCCGAAAUUUCACUUCCACGGGAUACAUUGACGGGAAGAACGACCGCCGGCUGGAUGAUUGCUGGAGGUAUUGCUUAGUCGCCGGCAAAAAGGCUCUUGAUGAUGCCAACCUCGGCCAACAAGUCCUCGAACAGAUGGACAGAACAAGAAUUGGAGUGCUCGUAGGAACUGGAAUGGGAGGCUUAACAGCAUUCAGCUCUGGAGUGGAGUCUCUGAUUCUAAAGGGAUACAAGAAAAUCACUCCAUUUUUCAUCCCUUAUUCCAUCACCAACAUGGGCUCGGCUCUCUUGGCUAUAGACACCGGCUUGAUGGGUCCUAAUUACUCCAUUUCCACAGCUUGUGCCACCGCAAAUUACUGCUUCUAUGCGGCUGCGAACCACAUCAGGAGGGGCGAAGCCGAAAUCAUGGUUGCCGGAGGGACAGAAGCUGCUGUGACGGCUACUGGAGUCGGAGGAUUCAUCGCUUGCCGGGCUUUGUCUCAGAGGAAUGAUGAACCUGGAAAGGCUUCAAGGCCGUGGGAUAAAGAUCGCGAUGGUUUCGUCAUGGGCGAAGGCUCUGGUGUUUUGAUUAUGGAAAGUUUAGAGCAUGCAAUGAACAGAGGAGCCAAUAUCAUAGCAGAAUACUUGGGUGGUGCAGUUACUUGUGAUGCUCAUCACAUGACAGAUCCUAGAUCAGAUGGACUUGGAGUUUCAUCUUGCAUAACAAAGAGCUUAGAAGAUGCUGGUGUUUCUCCUGAAGAGGUGAAUUAUGUGAAUGCUCAUGCGACAUCAACACUGGCUGGAGAUUUAGCAGAAGUGAAUGCCAUCAAGAAGGUGUUUAAAGAUACUUCAGAGAUCAAGAUGAAUGGUACAAAGUCACUGAUUGGACAUGGACUUGGAGCUGCGGGAGGUCUAGAAGCCAUAGCAACCAUUAAAGCAAUCAACACUGGCUGGCUACAUCCCACAAUUAAUCAAUACAACUUGGAGCCAGAUGUUACCAUUGACACUGUCCCAAAUGUGAAGAAACACCAUGAAGUUAACGUUGCUUUAACCUACAAGUUUAUCAAAGCAUACCUAGUGGAAUCAUCAAGCCGUGAGUUAUUGAUUAUCAUUCGGAAGGAGGAGGGUCGUCGAGUCAUUCGAUUGGAUGUGAGAAAAUGCCAGUGGGAGGAGAUCACUAGUUUGGGAAGAGAUGCUGUUUUUGUUGGUCAUGGUGCUUCAAUGUCCGUUGUGAUUCAAAAGUGA